Molecule: messenger RNA, 876 nt
Organism: Tripterygium wilfordii
Lineage: Eukaryota; Viridiplantae; Streptophyta; Magnoliopsida; Celastrales; Celastraceae
Product: protein EARLY FLOWERING 4-like
Exons: 1
Coding region: 71-415 (114 amino acids)
Biological process (GO): entrainment of circadian clock; positive regulation of circadian rhythm
Cellular component (GO): nucleus
Source: RefSeq, a predicted model, not a curated record
CGCGUCGACUUCUAUCUUCUGCUUCUGGUGUUAUGAAACGACAAAACAACCGCUGCCACCGAAUCGAGCAAUGGACAGCCGACGAGAAGAACCCAAAAACAACCCAGCCGAGGAAGAAGGCGGGCCGGAGGUGUGGGAGGCUUUGAACAGGAAUUUCAAGCAAGUGCAGUCCGUGCUGGACAAAAACAGAGCCUUGAUUCAACAAGUGAACGAGAAUCACCGCUCCAAGAUCGCCGAUAACAUGGUUAAGAACGUCGCUUUGAUUCGAGAAAUCAACGUCAAUAUCUCCAAGGUUGCUUCUCUCUACUCUGAUCUCUCCUCUGACUUCUCCUCCAUGUUUCACCAAAGAAACGAAAACACCCCAGACAACAAUAAGGAGGAGGAGGGAAGCAGCAAUAACAGUAUGAACUCUUGAAUUUUUCUUUAUUUUCUUCAUAGGUUUAAAAUUUUAGGUGUUUGAUCAGCAAUAUCACUCUGUAUGAAUGAUGUCUGUGUUCUUUAUGGGAUAUGGCUUCUGGGUUUAGCGCAAAUAAGGCUUUUAUGUUCUGUUUUAUCUCUUUUGAUUACGUGGCUUGGAGUUUUCUAAAUCUGAUUUAACUGAGCUUUUGAUUAUGUGGUUUUGAGUUUUCUAAGUCUGAUUUAACUGAGCUUUUGAGAUUUCUAGAGUUUACUUUGUUCAUUGACUACCAAGUACAGAUGUGAUCAGCACUAAUUAUAAGAGUGAAGCAACAUAUUUUAGUAGAACAAUAGGCGAUUGAUUUGGAGAGCGACUGUUCAAAUAUGGUGUUUCUCAGCUUGAGUUUGGAACUUGUUUGUUCUAAGAGUUGUAAUUUAGUCUGUUUAAUUUGAGAUAAGGAACUUUUUUUGAAUGUCUCA